Messenger RNA from Gymnogyps californianus (California condor), 2831 nucleotides. RefSeq names its product secreted frizzled related protein 1 (gene SFRP1). NCBI's taxonomy places the organism in Eukaryota, Metazoa, Chordata, Aves, Accipitriformes, Cathartidae. Gene Ontology annotation, biological process: canonical Wnt signaling pathway; negative regulation of canonical Wnt signaling pathway; non-canonical Wnt signaling pathway. Gene Ontology annotation, molecular function: Wnt-protein binding. The transcript is spliced from 3 exons. Bases 1 to 936 code for a protein of 311 amino acids. The record is from RefSeq and is a predicted model, not a curated record.
AUGGGCAGCGUGCGGGGGCCCCGCGGGGCCGCCCUGCGGGCGCUGGUGUCGCUGGCCGCCGGGCUGCUGGCCUGCGGCGGGGCCAGCGAGUACGACUACGUCAGCUACCAGUCCGACCUGGGCCCCUACCCGGGUGGGCGCUUCUACGCCAAGCCCCACCAGUGCGUGGCCAUCCCUGCCGACCUGCGGCUCUGCCACAGCGUGGGCUACGACAAGAUGGUGCUGCCCAACCUGCUGGACCACGAGACCAUGGCUGAGGUGAAGCACCAGGCGAGCAGCUGGGUGCCGCUGCUCAACAAGAACUGCCACAUGGGCACCCAGGUCUUCCUCUGCUCCCUCUUUGCCCCCGUCUGCCUGGACCGGCCAGUCUACCCGUGCCGCUGGCUCUGCGAGGCCGUGCGCGACUCCUGCGAGCCCGUCAUGCAGUUCUUUGGCUUCUUCUGGCCUGAGAUGCUCAAGUGUGACCAGUUUCCCCAGGAUGACGUCUGCAUUGCCAUGACGGCUCCCAACGCCACCGAGGUCUCCAGGCCCAAAGGAACGACUGUGUGCCCCCCUUGUGACAACGAGAUGAAGUCGGAGGCCAUCGUGGAGCACCUGUGUGCCAGCGAGUUUGCUCUUAAGAUGACCAUAAAGGAAGUGAAGAAGGAGAACGGGGACAAGAUGAUCGUCCCGCGGAAGAGGAAGGCGCUGAAGCUGGGGCCCAUCCGGAAGAAGAACCUGAAGAAGCUGGUGCUGUUCCUGAAGAACGGCGCUGACUGUCCCUGCCAUCAGCUGGACAACCUCGGCCACUACUUCCUCAUCAUGGGCCGCCAGGUGAAGACCCAGUACCUGCUGACGGCCAUCUACAAGUGGGACAAGAAGAACAAAGAGUUCAAGAAGUUCAUGAAGAAGAUGAAGUCUCCCGACUGCCCGACGUUUCCGUCCGUCUUCAAGUGAUGUGGUGGGCGGCGGGAGAGCCGCCGCCUGGACCUCGCGCAGCCCGGCACGGCGGCUCGGUCUCGCUGCUCUGCAGCAGGGACGCUGGAGCCGAGCCCUCCUGCUCCUCCCUCAUGCUCCUUGGAGCUUCCCUCGCUGACCCCAGCUCUCCCACAUCCCUGCUGCCGGCAUUUGCCUGAUGGCCUGGGCAUGCAAGCGUGACGCGCGUGCACCAAACAGGCACUGAGGUCACACGCGAUUAGCGUCCGCAAUAUCCAAAGACCUAUUGCUGUACGGAUAUGUACAUUCAUUUAAAUAGCAGCCAUCAGGUAAAGAGGGCAAGCAGAGGGGUGUGAAGUUAUGUCAAGAGAUUACACGCUUGCAGAAAGGACCCUUGUGACCAUGUUACUCCUGUCUUCGUGGCUGCAGGAUUGCCCUAAAUUAAUUCCUGUUUGAACCAGAGCCGGCCAAUUAGAAAAACAUUCCAUCCUCACUAUAAAAGUUAAUAAACGAGUAGUGGAGGACCCGUUACAACCUCUGAUAAAACCUCCUAGUAGCUAAUUGCCCUCACUGUAAAAAAAAUCCCAUUGUAGUCUAAACCUGCUUAGUUUAAGCCUUAACCCUGGGGUCCUUGUGAUACCUUGAUCGGCUGGAUCGGGGAGCCCUCCCUUACCAGCAUCUCUUGUAAGGUGCCGCCGGGACGCCUGCCCUGCCCUCUGCCAUGCCGAGCCGAGCUGGCUGAGCCCCUCGAGCCCGGCGCCAUGCUGCUCCUUCUCCAGCCUCUGAGUCUCUCGCGGCCCUGCCCGGUUCAAUGGUGCGGCAGCCCUGCCGCGGCUGCGGAGCCAGUGGCAGAGGGGGGCUGCCUCCGGCCUCGCGCGGACCCCCAGCCGCAGCAGCGUUCAGCUGAGCGUCCCCCACCCUCACGCCUCCCGCGUCAGCCUUCCGUGGCAGAGUUCCCGUGCACGUGUGGCCGGUGCUGCUUGUGCCCAGACGUGUAAUUCAAUUUUAGCCACGUGCAAACGCAUUCCGUUUGCUGGCCAGCCCAGCAGCCCGGGACUCCCAGUCAGGGGAGAGCUCGCAGCCAGCUCCUCCAGCUUGUGUCACUCCCUAACUUUACCAGUGAUAUUUUUAUAGUUUCUUCAGGCUGCUGGCAAAACACCAGAUUGCAGAAGGCUGAGGACUUGUCGCUAUGGAGCGCCACGGGAAAUGCAUCGUCUCCGUCUUUCCCUCUUUGCAGUCGCUGUGGGACCUAUCAGUUUCUAGGUUUUUGUCUGUUUGAUGUGACAACUUGGCUUUGUAUCAUUCUGGGGUUUUUUUCCCCUAAUCAAGAUGUCGUGUUAGUAUGAGGUCAAAUAGUUUAUGAAAGAAAAGAGUAUUGCAUCCAAAUGAUUACAUUUAUCAACCAAGCUGAAAUUCAUUAUUCAGUUAAUUGGACAAGUUCUCUUUUCCGUAGACCUGUAUUGCUCCACAUUAAUUAUACUAUCCUGCUUCCAUUCAGUAUUCUCAUCAAUCACGAUUACUCUAAGAGAAUGAAUAUCUUGCGAUCUGAGAUAAUCCUGUUGUAUUGCAGUUAAGUGGAAUAACAAAUCCUCAUUUUUGAGGUUUAAAGCAACCCCACUCAAAGCUGGUAAAUUAAUUAUUCUUUCAUUGGGAGUGCUGUUUAUUCCCCACGUGGGGACAGAGCCACAGACUUGAUUGUAGAAGAAUUCUGUGAAGAAGCCAAGCACACUGGGGAAUGAUGUUUCACAGCUAACAGAGAGAUGGAUUUAGGACGUGAACUCUGUAGAAAGUCCCACUAGGUUGUCUUAGACCACCAUUUGUAGUAGUGUUGUUUCUUUGAUGCAAAAUUAAUCAUUGUAGAUAAUGUGCUUUAUCAGUGAAUUAAAGAAAUAAAUAAACCAUGGGCUUUAACAUCA